Molecule: messenger RNA, 1537 nt
Organism: Salvelinus namaycush (lake trout)
Lineage: Eukaryota; Metazoa; Chordata; Actinopteri; Salmoniformes; Salmonidae
Gene: vma22
Product: coiled-coil domain containing 115
Exons: 6
Coding region: 641-1273 (210 amino acids)
Biological process (GO): vacuolar proton-transporting V-type ATPase complex assembly
Cellular component (GO): extrinsic component of endoplasmic reticulum membrane
Source: RefSeq, a predicted model, not a curated record
ACAUUUGCGCUGAGUUGCCAUCUUAGAGCAAGAGCAAUGAGCAAACUGUUGGUGGUUGUAUUUGAUUAACGAUUGUUUAAAAAAAGUAUGGGUUUAAAUCAUUUAAAAAAUAUUUAAAAAUAUAUAUUUAUUUUUUUAAGGGUAGGGUUCUUGUAUAAAUAUGUGUGUGUGUUUUCGGCUCCACUACGUUGGUGAAGUCAGAGAGGAAGAGGAAGAGAGGCCCAACUCAGCAGAAAAUCUGUCUCCCUCCUUUACUCCGUGUCUCAUAUACAGGCUUUAUCACAACCGGCCGUGUUUGGGAGUCCCAUAGGGCGGCGCACAAUUGGCCCAGUGUCGUCCGGGUUUGGCCGGUGUAGGACGUCAUUGUUUAUUCAAGCCAUACAGACGUGACGUCAUCAUUUGUGCUUCUAGUGAUCCCCUCACAUGACCAGAAAACGGAAGUGGCAUUUGAAGCCUCGUAAACAAUCGCUCUCCGACUGUCUCUUUCAAACAAACCGUGAUACAAACGCCUAGAUUAUAAGAAAACCACUAUUUAAUCGUGUUUUAUCUAGAUCUAAGUUGGGAUAGUCACCGGGAUCUCUGCUCGUCGAACUGUGAGACGGUAGGAGAGAGAGCGAGAGAAACAGAAACAGAUAGAGAGAUGGGUCUGUCAGAGAAAGAAGAGUGUGUCUUGUUGGAUAAAAAGCUGCUUGUCUUUAUGGACCAACUGGAGCUGCUGGAGGAGAAACGAGAGAGACUCAACUCACUAAUAGAACAGGGAUGGUUCUCCAUGUCCAAAGCGAGGUAUUCGAUGGGCAACAAGCAGGUGUCUGCUCUGCAGUAUGGGAGUGAGAUGGAACCUCUGGUCCGAGUGCACACCAGGACUCUGGAGAGUGGUGAGGCCGAGUUCCAGACAAAGAGAAGAACGCUGAAGUGUCCUGAAGAGAGACAGGUGGAGGACAUUGGACCUAAAGACAAGGAGGGUGUGAGGAGAAGAGUGAAGACGCAGGAGGUUCCAGAGAUAGACCAGAGUGACAACAAUGAUCCGUGGACAGAGACCGAGCCGGCUCCUUCCUCCAAGCCUGAACCCAACCCCCAGCAGGACCCACUGAAGUGGUUUGGAAUCCUGGUGCCUCAGACCCUGAAACAGGCCCAGGCCUCAUUCAAACAGGUGGUAGAGUUGUCAGCGGAGAUGGCUGCUCUCCAGUCUGCAGUCCUGACCACCAGACAACAGCUGCAGAUGAAACAGAAGAGCAGGAGCCAGACCUCGGACCAGACGGACAGACUGACCUGACAGACUGACCUGACGACAGACUGACCUGACGAUAGACUGACCUGACGGACCGACCGACCGACCCACCCACCCACCCUGACCCACCCACCCUGACCCACCCACCCUGACCUACCCUGACCUGACCUGACCAGAUCAUGGUUUAGCGUACACAGCCACUCUCUCCCACAUAGUAUAGUAGUGCACUACUUCUGUCUAGAGCCCUUUCAUACAAAGACUGAGGGGGCUGCAACACCCCUGAUAAAUAAAUAAAAAAUAUAGAAAUAA